This is a messenger RNA of Setaria italica (foxtail millet), 1031 nucleotides long. RefSeq names its product eukaryotic translation initiation factor 3 subunit K. Gene Ontology annotation, cellular component: eukaryotic translation initiation factor 3 complex; cytoplasm. Gene Ontology annotation, molecular function: ribosome binding; translation initiation factor activity. The record is from RefSeq and is a predicted model, not a curated record. The coding region runs from base 160 to 840 and encodes 226 amino acids. Gene Ontology annotation, biological process: regulation of translational initiation. Lineage: Eukaryota; Viridiplantae; Streptophyta; Magnoliopsida; Poales; Poaceae. The transcript has 8 exons.
UUCGAGGGGCCCAAAUAACAGAUUCAGCAGCCCCCGAGCCCCAGCCCUUGGAAACCCUUCCAUCGCCUCUCCUCCGCGCCGCCACUUCCCCUCUCCAGCGAGCUCCCCACGGUUUCGCGCGAGAUCUAGCUAGGGUUCGGGUUCUCGACACCGGCGGCGAUGGCGACCGAGCAAGCGGCGGAGAACUACACGGUGGAGGACCUCGUGGCCCUUAACCCCUACAACCCCGACAUCCUCAACGACCUCGAGAAGUUUGUCAACGAGCAGGUCUCGUCUCAAACAUACAACUUGGAUGCAAACCUGAGCCUCCUUCGCCUGUACCAGUUUGAGCCAGAAAGGAUGAGCAUACAGAUUGUAGCCCGCAUAUUGAUUAAGGCUCUCAUGGCAAUGCCAGCCCCUGACUUCAGUCUGUGCUUAUUCUUAAUCCCUGAACAUGUGCAAAUGGAGGAACAGUUCAAGACAUUGAUAGUUCUUUCUCACUACCUGGAGACUGCUAGAUUCCGUCAGUUUUGGGAUGAAGCAGCAAAAAACCGCCACAUAUUGGAAGUUGUUCCAGGUUUUGAGCAGGCAAUCCAAUCCUAUGCGAUUCAUGUGCUUUCCUUGACAUACCAGAAAGUUCCGAGGCCUGUUCUUGCAGAGGCUAUCAACAUUGAAGGUCUUGCUUUGGACAAGUUUCUGGAGUACCAUGCCGCAAACGCAGGUUGGGUGAUUGAGAAGGGUGGACAGUCUCAAGUGAUUGUUCUUCCGCGCAAUGAGUUCAAUCACCCCGAGCUCAAGAAGAACACAGCUGAUACUGUUCCAUUUGAGCAUGUGACACGCAUAUUCCCCGUCCUUAGCUGAUUCAGGCGUACUGAGAGAUUUAUAUAUAACUCAGAGCGAGUGAAGUUUCUCUAAGCAAUUGUAUCUCCUGUUUUGUGGUGUAUCGCAUUUUGAGAAAUCUUGAUAUACCUGUUUUUGGCUGAAUUAGUACUUGCAACUGAUGGUGCCUACCCUACUACAUUACUCUAAUGAAAUGCUCAGUUAUGUCAAAA